AUGAGAAAGGCCAAAACAUCCAGUGGGGAAGAAGGUAGUUUGACCGGCCCUGCUGCGGAGGAGCGGUCUUUCGUGCCCCUCCUCUCGCUCUGUAGAUACUGCCACGUGAAUGUGCCAGAUGAGCUGCUGAGGGACCUGCUUCCAGGACCUGUGACUCUGGUCUUAAAGCGUUCAGAAGAACUAAAUAAAGACUUGAAUCCUUUCACAUCGCUGGUUGGUGUUCGUAUUCCAAACCAUCCUUUUAUUAGGGAGCUCGCACGAGCUUGCUCUGGACCACUGGCUUUAACGAGUGCAAACGUUAGCUGUCAGGCAAGCACACUGACAGUUUCGGAGUUCCAAGACCUUUGGCCUCAGUUGUCCUUAAUCAUUGAUGGAGGCCCAGUAGGGGAUGUCCAGAGCCCAGAAUGUCGUCUGGGGUCAACUGUGGUUGACUUAUCAGUAUCGGGGAAAUUCAGCAUCAUUCGCCCUGGCUGUGCACUGACAUGUACAGUUGAAAUCCUGAGGCAGAAGUAUGGCUUGAUACCAGAAUCAUCUUGAGACUUCAAACUCUGAGGAAGCUCUACAGAGCUGGUAAAGCUGGGCACUGUGUGCCUGCCUGUGCGUUCAGGAAGGGAGCAUUAAUGGCCUUGUUUAAUAAGGUCAGUGGGUUAUGUUGGAGUACUAAGGGUAAUGAGAGCAACAGUUAAUGGGUACCCAUUAGUGUCAUAUCUGCUAUAGCCUGAGAAACCAACCCGAUAUUUAUGCUGAUCUCUUUGUGGUGGUGUGCUGUUCCCAAAUACCUGUAUCUGUCUUAUUAAGAUGAUUAGGCCUUUGAAAUAAAAUAAUUUGAACACGA
Molecule: messenger RNA, 835 nt
Organism: Struthio camelus australis
Lineage: Eukaryota; Metazoa; Chordata; Aves; Struthioniformes; Struthionidae
Source: RefSeq, a predicted model, not a curated record